Messenger RNA from Nycticebus coucang (slow loris), 3340 nucleotides. It is a transcript of the gene MTA2, whose product is annotated as metastasis associated 1 family member 2. Gene Ontology annotation, biological process: negative regulation of transcription by RNA polymerase II. Gene Ontology annotation, cellular component: NuRD complex; nucleoplasm. The coding region runs from base 655 to 2700 and encodes 681 amino acids. Lineage: Eukaryota; Metazoa; Chordata; Mammalia; Primates; Lorisidae. The transcript is spliced from 17 exons. Gene Ontology annotation, molecular function: transcription coactivator activity; histone deacetylase binding; transcription corepressor activity. The record is from RefSeq and is a predicted model, not a curated record.
CACAGGGGUACGGGGCCCAGGGUAGGAGAGGUUGGGGUCGGGACCGGCGAGGAGAGGCUUGGCACCCGGUGGCACGGGGAGCCUUGUCUGGGGCGGCGUGGACCGGAGCGCGGACCGGAACCGGAACCGGGAGCACGGGGAGCGAAGGUGCGGGGACGGCGACGCGGCCGGGCGCCGAGACUCCCGGAAAGGCUGCGGGGAGCCCCGACGACACUCUCAGGGCUGCGUCGCAGGCCCCCAUGAUGGGGAAUGGAUUUGCGAAACUGGUUCCGAAAGAGAUGACAGGGUAGGGAGGGGGCGCGAGCGGCCGGAGCGGCGGCUUUGCCACUCGCUGGGGAGCCGCCUUUAGGUUUCCUCCCCCGGAACGUUAUUGUGUGCCUCAGUUCGCGGAGGUGGGGGCCCUGCGCUGGAGUGAACAAUUGCUCACUUCGCAGAGACCAAGGUGCAACUCAAUGCUGAAUUGUGGGAACUGCAGGGGAACCCCUGCAUCUUGUUUUUUCUUCAAGGCUCACUUUUGAGUGAAAGAUUUGACUUUAUAACAAAACUGCGGCAGGGAUAGGACGUCCUUAUUUGCUCUUAGUUUCUCACUUCCACAUUUCAGCAUCCUCCCUGCUUGGACCCUUAUCCCCUUUUCCUCCACUCAGGCUGACUUUUAUGUCCUACUCUGGUGCUCUGGCUCUCUCAGCUCCUCUUCUGAUCUUCCCGAUUCUUCCCCCACCUGCCACAGAUUACGUCUAUUUUGAGAACUCCUCCAGCAAUCCUUACCUGGUUAGACGGAUUGAGGAGCUCAACAAGACUGCUAAUGGAAAUGUGGAGGCAAAGGUUGUCUGUCUUUUCCGGCGAAGGGACAUUUCUAGUAGCCUCAACAACCUGGCUGAUAGUAAUGCUAGGGAGUUUGAGGAGGAAUCAAAGCAGCCAGGGGUGUCGGAGCAGCAGCGACAUCAACUGAAACACCGGGAGCUUUUUCUUUCUCGACAAUUUGAAUCGUUACCAGCCACCCACAUACGGGGGAAAUGCAGUGUGACCCUCCUGAAUGAGACAGAUAUCUUGAGCCAGUACCUGGAAAAGGAGGACUGCUUUUUUUACUCACUGGUGUUUGACCCUGUACAGAAGACACUUCUGGCUGAUCAGGGGGAGAUCAGAGUUGGUUGCAAAUAUCAGGCUGAGAUCCCAGAUCGCCUGGCAGAGGGAGAAUCUGAUAAUCGGAACCAACAGAAGAUGGAGAUGAAGGUGUGGGACCCAGACAACCCUCUCACAGACCGGCAGAUUGAUCAAUUUCUCGUGGUGGCUCGAGCUGUGGGGACCUUUGCAAGAGCUCUAGAUUGCAGCAGCUCCAUUCGGCAGCCAAGCUUGCACAUGAGUGCAGCAGCCGCCUCCAGAGACAUUACCCUGUUUCAUGCAAUGGAUACCUUGCAAAGGAAUGGCUAUGACCUGGCUAAGGCCAUGUCAACCCUGGUGCCCCAGGGAGGCCCAGUACUGUGUCGUGAUGAGAUGGAAGAAUGGUCUGCCUCAGAAGCCAUGCUAUUUGAGGAGGCCCUAGAGAAGUACGGGAAGGAUUUCAAUGAUAUUCGCCAGGAUUUUCUACCCUGGAAGUCACUUGCCAGCAUAGUCCAGUUUUAUUACAUGUGGAAAACUACAGACCGGUAUAUUCAGCAGAAAAGAUUGAAAGCUGCUGAAGCAGACAGCAAACUGAAACAGGUCUACAUCCCCACCUACACCAAGCCAAACCCUAACCAGAUAAUUUCUGUGGGUUCAAAACCUGGCAUGAAUGGGGCUGGAUUUCAGAAGGGCCUGACUUGCGAGAGCUGCCACACCACGCAGUCUGCCCAGUGGUAUGCCUGGGGCCCACCCAACAUGCAAUGUCGUCUCUGUGCUUCUUGUUGGAUCUACUGGAAGAAGUAUGGGGGACUGAAGACUCCAACCCAGCUUGAGGGGGCUGCUCGUGGCACUACAGAGCCACACUCAAGGGGUCAUUUGUCUAGACCUGAAGCCCAAAGUCUCUCCCCCUAUACAACCAGCGCCAACCGGGCCAAGCUACUGGCUAAGAACAGGCAAACCUUCCUGCUUCAGACCACGAAGCUGACCCGUCUUGCCCGACGAAUGUGCAGGGACCUAUUACAACCAAGGAGGGCUGCUCGACGACCUUAUGCCCCUAUAAAUGCCAAUGCCAUUAAGGCAGAGUGCUCCAUUCGCCUUCCUAAGGCCGCUAAGACUCCAUUGAAGAUUCACCCUCUGGUGCGACUGCCCUUGGCAACUAUUGUGAAAGAUCUGGUUGCCCAGGCACCUCUAAAACCAAAAACACCUCGGGGUACCAAGACACCGAUCAACAGAAACCAGCUUACCCAGAACCGGGCACUGGGGGGCAUUAUGGUGAAACGGGCCUAUGAAACUAUGGCAGGAGUUCCUUUCUCUGCCAAUGGAAGACCUCUAGCCUCAGGUAUUCGCUCAAGUUCACAGCCAGCAGCCAAGCGUCAAAAACUAAACCCAGCUGAUGCCCCCAAUCCAGUGGUGUUUGUGGCCACAAAAGAUACCAGGGCCCUACGAAAGGCCCUGACCCACCUGGAAAUGCGGCGAGCUGCCCGCCGGCCCAACUUGCCCCUGAAGGUGAAGCCAACACUGAUAGCAGUGCGGCCCUCAGUCCCUUUACCUACACCAUCGCAUCCUGCCAGCACCAAUGAGCCCAUUGUUCUGGAGGAUUGAGCAUCUAUGGGGAAGGGAGGCAGGCAGAAAGGUAGAGGGUGGGUGCCCAGGGCACCCAAACCUUCCUUCCCUUUAGUAUCAAAGGGAGGGAGCAAUUGAGUGUGUACCUGGAGGGGUUGGGCGCCCUCUGGUGUUACCAACUUGAGACUUGUUCCCUUUCCCAUGCCUCUCCAUGUUUGGUGAUGGAGGGCAGAUUGCAGGAUCUUGGCCCACGUGGGAACCUAGCCUGUUUUGAGGGGUAGGACCCACAGUUGUCUCAGACAGUUUUGGGGGGAGGGUUUUUAAAUUUUUUAAAAAUGUUGCCUCCCUUUGUGAAAGGGGUUGGGGGAAGAGUAAACAGAUAUCAGGUGGUGGUACCUGUUUUGGGCGGGAGGGGGGGGCGUGCACUGCCAUGUCUAUCUUUUAUUUUUUUUUUCUAAUUGGGGGUAUGUCUUUCUGUCCGGUGUCCGGACAUUCUAAUUGGAGUUUGAGGCCCCUAAGCUGGCAUCAGCCCCAGGCCAUGCUUACUCUUUCCUUCCCUCCCCUGCCCCCUCCGCCUUUUGUACGCCAGUUCUCAGAAAUAAAGAUCUUUUGUCCAUUUUUUUAACCUUGGAUUCUGUAAUUGGUUCUUACAGUAACAAAUAAAAAGCUGUUUUCUUCA